Molecule: messenger RNA, 2890 nt
Organism: Synchiropus splendidus (mandarinfish)
Lineage: Eukaryota; Metazoa; Chordata; Actinopteri; Syngnathiformes; Callionymidae
Product: ADP-ribosylation factor-binding protein GGA1-like
Exons: 17
Coding region: 84-1952 (622 amino acids)
Biological process (GO): vesicle-mediated transport; intracellular protein transport
Cellular component (GO): trans-Golgi network
Molecular function (GO): phosphatidylinositol binding; small GTPase binding; ubiquitin binding
Source: RefSeq, a predicted model, not a curated record
CUCUCUGCAGAGUGUGGUAUAGUAAGUUGUGUCUAUCGGAACCGUCAUCCCAUGUGGCGACGUGGAAUGUCGAGGCUCCAACAAUGACAGCGGAUGUCAAAAACAAAGCCACCAACCCUUUGAAUAAGGAUACGGAUUGGGGAAGUGUCAAGUGCUUUUGUGAUCAACUUAACAAUGAACCUGAAGGCCCACAGCUCGCAACCAGACUUCUGGCUCACAAAAUCCAGUCUCCUCAGGAGUGGGAGGCUUUGCAAGCACUCAUGGUUCUCGAGAUGUGCAUCGCAGAUUGUGGAAAGCGGUUUCACACUGAAGUGGGAAAGUUUCGUUUUCUGAAUGAACUCAUAAAGGUGGUCUCACCAAAGUAUUUGGGCUCUCGAGCGCCAGAACCAGUGAAGAAAAAAGUUGUGGAGAUGAUGUACCUUUGGACAAAGAAGUUGCCAGAAGAGACAAAGAUAGCAGACGCUUAUCAAAUGCUGAAAAAACAAGGCAUUGUCAAGCAGGAUCCUAUACUUCCUGAGGACAAGCCCCUCCCACAGCCUGCAUCCAAAAAUGCCAUCUUUGAGGAUGAAGAGAAAUCGAAGACACUGUCUCGGUUGUUGAGCAGCACACAGCCACAAGACCUGAAAGCUGCCAAUGAGCUUAUUAAGGAAAUGGUCCAGGAGGACCAAAGGCGCGUGGAGAAGAUCUCAAAGCGGGUCAACGCCAUCCAAGAGGUGAAGGAGAGCGUGAAUCUGCUGAACCAGCUGCUGGAGGGCUACGCUGCCGAGAGCGGCUCGCACGACAACAAAGAGCUUGUCAAGGAUCUUUACCUGCGCUGUGAGAAGAUGAGACCCACACUGUUCAGAUUAGCCAGUGACACGGAGGACAGCGAUGAAGCUUUAGCGGAUAUUUUACAAGCCAAUGACAGUUUGACUCAAGUCAUCAACCUUUAUCGGAAGCUGGUGGAAGGCGAGGUGGUGAGCAACGACAGUGUGGCAACAUCAGGCAGUGGCAGCUCGGCUCUCGUCGACCUGGAGGGCCUCUGCACGUCGGCCAGCACUGCUCCUUCAGACCGGGAGGCCUCAAGCCUACAGUCUCUUCCGCAGAACACGGGAAUCAGCCUGUUAGACGACGAACUCAUGAUGCUGGGACUGAACGCGACGGAAAACUCAGACUCUCACGCUCUCCAGCACGCCGCCUCCACUGACGCGUCUGCUGCGACCUUUCAUGUGCCCAUGCCAACUCUCUUCCAAGUCCAGCUGACACCAACCGUAGGGGACAGUACAGCCGCAACCAAAGUCCUGGAUGACUUGGACCUGCUGGGGAAGACGUUGCUCCAACAGUCACUGCCUCCAGAGGACCAGCAAGUCAAAUGGGACAAGCACCAGGCCCAGUCAGGAAUCACUUUACGAGAUCUUCAGACCAUGGCCCACAGUAAACCCCAGCCACCCUCCAACACCACUGUGAAGGCAUCAAGUGGGGCAGUGGCGCCCCCCGUCCUCCUCCCCGUCGCUGUUGGAGAUGCCCAGGACCACAUCUCUCUGACAGACGUCACGAUGCCUCUGGAGCUGAUCAAACCGAGCAGCCUGCUGCCAGUGACGGUGUUCGACAAGCACAGCUUAAGAGUUUUGUUCACAUUCGCUCGUGACUGUCCGCCCCUGCGUCCCGACGUGCUGGUCGUGAUCAUCUCCAUGCUCUCCUCCGCCCCCAUCCCCGUCACAAACAUCCGCUUUCAGGCUGCCGUUCCCAAGGUGAUGAAAGUGAAGCUGCUGCCUCCGUCGAACACGGAGCUUCCUGCUUUUAACCCCAUACUGCCCCCUGCUGCCAUCACACAGAUCCUGCUGCUGGCCAACCCUCUCAAGGAAAAAGUGCGUUUGCGUUAUAAAUUGACAUUUAACCUUGGAGAGAGAGCUCACGAUGAAUCCGGCGACGUGGACCAGUUUCCUCCUCCAAGCACCUGGGGGAGCCUUUAGCUGGAUGGAUGACCUUCUGGUCACGUGACCCCUGCCUGGAUUAGCGUCCAUCGCCGCUGGAAAAACCGACACGCUUGGGAGAAGUCUUCUACCUAGUGCCUUCCUCCGUUCUCCAGCCAUCUCCGUCGUCCAUCCAGCUUGUACAAAGCAGCCACUUCAGAUGUUCCAGCUAAGUGGAAGUCCUCAAUGCAAUCAUUUCCAUGAAUCAAACUCUUUUUUUUUAUGAUUUUACCGUUGGGUUUUUCUCCUCAUGUGUAAUUUGAGUUAUUGAAGAUGUGAAGAACUGAUAUCAGAGCCAGCAUCCGUGCCACAUGACAUAAACUCUGUAGAUUUUCUAAGCUUCCUUACUUAAAAAAAACUUAACUCCAGUCAAUACUGCACAACAAUCCAAAGCAGAUGUUGGUGACAUACUCGGCUCAUAUCAUGAGCAGCAAUAAAUAUUCUUUCAUCUGUACUGACGUUGACAUGCAGUAAGCUUCGUUCCAAACUUUUUAAGGCACUUUUGUUACAGCUUUUUGUUAAAAGUCUAGAAUUAUAUCUGCGUUUUAUUUAAAAGUGAUUUUCCAGGUCGGGGUACUGUGUUUCGAUUUUCCGCGAUCACCUUUUUAAAAUGUUCACUUUUUUUUUUUUUAAUCUCUGGAGAUUUGUUUACACAUUCUUGCACUUGUUUUGUUUUUGUAAUUUGCACAUCAGCUGUUUUAAAUCUCACCUGUCACUCUCUGUUGAUUCACCCAAAGACGGACUGGGGAAGUCCUGAGCAGACGUCUCCUACAUCGGGUUAGAGCCCACCACAUGUGCCUGAGGGGACGUUCUUUUGCUGUGUACAUUGAAUAACUGGUUCCUUCCAGAAAUGACUCUGUGCGUCAGAAAAAUGGAACCUAUUUUAUUGAAGUGCGGAGCAUGGAUCUGUAUGGAUGGAAUUAAAGAGAUCAAAGUUC